AUGUCAGGAUCUUACACCUUGGUUGGUUUAAUGGUCUUGGUUGUUCUGAAGCUGGCCUUCAGGCCAGUUACUGUGGUGAAUAUUUUGCAUCUUCUGCGAGACCACUGGGCCAUAACCUUGGUUCCCAUAGGAUUUGUGUUGGGAUGUUACUUUGACAGGAAGAAUGAUGAGAAAAUGUCACUCUUCAGGAACAAAAGCAAGUUAUUUCAAAGGGAAUUGAAACCUGGAGAAGAAGUCACAUGGCGAUAAUGUAUUAAAUGAGAAAUGCUUCCAUAUAAUUAAAUCUGCAUCUAUUAAAAAAA
Messenger RNA from Lacerta agilis (Sand lizard), 302 nucleotides. RefSeq names its product NADH dehydrogenase [ubiquinone] 1 beta subcomplex subunit 1-like. The coding region runs from base 1 to 249 and encodes 82 amino acids. The record is from RefSeq and is a predicted model, not a curated record. Gene Ontology annotation, cellular component: mitochondrion. The transcript has 2 exons. NCBI's taxonomy places the organism in Eukaryota, Metazoa, Chordata, Lepidosauria, Squamata, Lacertidae.